UAUAAGACAAUGUAAUAUACCUUUGACAAAAGUUUAUUACAUUUGAGAAAUAUUUAGGAAAAUGGGAAAACAUUUGCUAUGUUUAUUUUUUAUCCUCCUUUCGUUCGAUUCUAUAAACUCUUAUUUGAUGCCUCCUCUCUUUAGAAAAUUUAAUGUCGAAAUUGUAAAUCAACUUGAGUUUCACAAGAUACUGAGGGUUCAUUGCAAGAGCAAAUCUCACGAUUUCCCAAUUACAUAUCUUAAUAUCGGUGAAAGUUUUCAGUUUAAAUUUACUAUCUUUCCAAAAACUCUGUACUGGUGUAAUUUAUGGCAGGGACCAAAUUACAAACACUAUGUGGUUUUUGCUGCGUUUCGUCCAGACAAAGAUUUUAUAGAUGGUACAUGUACCGGUAUGCAUCCUAAUGUAUGUAGAUGGACUGCAAAAGAAGAAGGAGUCUAUGUCCGCAACAAAAAAUUCGAAGGAGAAUAUUUCAUGUAUACAUGGGAUGCUCCAUCAAAAACAGGAAAAAUCCCUCCAGUGAAUGCACCUUCAAGUGAAUCAGAACUGGACUCAUCAAUCUAACCACAGAGAUGUAAUCUUCGAUCAAUAAUGUAUCAUGUACAAGAUAUAAUUGGGCCUAAUACUUAUAAUUGGGCCCUAAUAAUUGGGCCUAGUUCUGAUAUUAAAAAAAAGUAAAGAUAAAUAAAAGACAUUUCUUCUUCCCAAAGCCAAAAAUCUCAGUACAAGAGAGAAACAAAGUAACCUGAAGAACUCAAGAGAAAUCGAGAGAGAA
This is a messenger RNA of Arabidopsis lyrata subsp. lyrata, 773 nucleotides long. Its product is annotated as S-protein homolog 21. The coding region runs from base 62 to 562 and encodes 166 amino acids. The transcript has 2 exons. Lineage: Eukaryota; Viridiplantae; Streptophyta; Magnoliopsida; Brassicales; Brassicaceae. The record is from RefSeq and is a predicted model, not a curated record.